AUGAUGAUCAACUGCAAGUCUCUGCUGGUGGUUUUGGCCGUCGCCUCGGCUGUUGUCGCCAGUCCUUGCAAGCCCAGCACGACCACCCUGGCCCUCAGUACAGCCACGACCGCAAUCGAAGAGACUUCCAGCAUCGAAACCUCCACCGUCAGCGACGCCACUGUCAUUGAUACUACCGCCACCGCCACCGCCACCGCCACCACGACAGAGGCUGGUACCACUACAACUGCUGCCCCAACCACUGUGACUACAGAGACAGAGGCUGGUUUUACUACAACCACAGUCGCAGAGACAACGAGUACCGCCCCCUCCGCCGCGGGUCCAACAGCCUGCGGUAUCUAUGGUUACUUCGUCGACGGCAACACCUUGCAGUACCUCAACAGCCCGGGAACAAAGGAUACUGCCAAGGAUUGUCUGCAGGCUUGCGCUGAUUACCCGGACUGCGAGGUUGUCGACUUUUAUAACGAAGCCACCAUUGGAUAUGAAAAGGGCACUUGCGAGUUCUGGGAGGGCACAGUCAAGACUAAUGGCGCGCAGUCUCCGUACCAGUGGUACCAGGUUGGCUGCCUGGCCAGUAUGUAA
This is a messenger RNA of Fusarium odoratissimum NRRL 54006, 582 nucleotides long. RefSeq lists its product as uncharacterized. The record is from RefSeq and is a predicted model, not a curated record. Bases 1 to 582 code for a protein of 193 amino acids. The transcript has a single exon. Lineage: Eukaryota; Fungi; Ascomycota; Sordariomycetes; Hypocreales; Nectriaceae.